Molecule: messenger RNA, 1389 nt
Organism: Brienomyrus brachyistius
Lineage: Eukaryota; Metazoa; Chordata; Actinopteri; Osteoglossiformes; Mormyridae
Gene: mgst3b
Product: microsomal glutathione S-transferase 3b
Exons: 4
Coding region: 72-689 (205 amino acids)
Cellular component (GO): endoplasmic reticulum; membrane; nuclear envelope
Molecular function (GO): glutathione transferase activity; glutathione peroxidase activity
Source: RefSeq, a predicted model, not a curated record
CUGCUGUCGUCUGAAUUUACCGCUUUGUUAAAGUAAUAAAGUAAUAAGCACCAAACAAACACCUGCCACGAAUGAACGAUGAACCCUCUUAUCUUAGGAAAAAAAGCGUUGCGUGCACUUUAUUUCAGCGUUUUAUCACGAGUCGAUCUAGUUGGAGGAGGGAACAGACUGAUUUUGACCUUAUCGCACGCCCCGUGCAAAGUUCCCUCAUUUCCAGGGCGCCCCCGAUUGCAGACUUGCGAUCACCAUCUCUCUCUCGACUCGCCAUGGAGCUCCACGAUGUCCUCCCGGAGAGGUUCGGCUUCGUGAUCUUCACUUUUGUCUACAGCUUGGCUAUGCUCAUGUACCUGGCGGUCAAGGUCGGCGCGGCCAGGAAGAAAUACGACAUUAAGUACCCGACUAUGUACAGCGAGAAGGAACAGAUGUUCAACUGCAUCCAGAGGGCCCAUCAGAACACCUUGGAAGUUUAUCCCCAGUGGCUCAUCUUCCAGACCAUCGCUGGCCUCGUCUACCCGACUUCCGCCUCGGUGCUGGGUGUCAUCUGGGUCACCAGCCGCUUCUCCUACGCCUGGGGUUAUUACACCGGCAAUCCUGCGAGAAGGAUGAAUGGAGCCUAUGGCUAUGUCGGCUUCUUCGGAGUCGUCAUCCUUUCCAUCGCAGUUGCUCUGCAGUUGCUCAGAGUAUUUUAAUUGUUUACACUGAAAACAGCUGUCAGCGCCCUCCAGUGGACAUCAUUUAAUUAUCGCCAUAUGCCAUGCUGGUAUAGAACAUGUCUACUGGUGUAACAAUGAUCUGUCUUUGGAAUGUUUGCAUGGGGGGGGGGCAGAUCCUGGCCAAGUGCCUUUUCCUCUCUGCCUCCUAACUGCCCUCACUCUGUAUCCUUCCUUUAAUCAAAGUCAGAAUGUAGAGUUUAGUCCUGUUUGUCUUGCGUUCUGAGUCUGUAGCGGUAUCUUCCAUCCCAAUCCAGACCUGCCCCCCUGUCUAGUGUAUAAUUAACUUUGAUUGGUUGUGGGAUUCCUUACGCUAAGGUGUAUGGGGAGUAAAGCUUAAUCUCCAAACAUUUGAUGUUUUCUAGGGUGCCAGCCAGUUUAACCCUUUUUAAAUCUGUGGUUUAUGCCCUCGGUGACUGUUUAUGUAUGUGCCUUAGACAUAGAGUGGACCAGCCCUUGGGCGCUCAGUGUGGAGGCCAGGGCCUGCAAAUGUACUGCUGGACCCACCCUGGGGCUCUGCCCUGAGGCUGAACCACUGCUAUGCCUCCUCUGGUUUGCUUGGUGGAACCUGUCAUGCACCAUAUGCUUAAGCAAAUUCUAUCAUAAUUAAAAUGAUUUUUAUGUAAUGUAUAAGUGUUCGAAUAUUGGUCCCAUGCAAUAAAAGUACAAUUUAUAGGUA